AUGCCUUCUCUCCGAGACUUAACAAUAGAGAGAAACAAAAGUUUAAGUCAGUUAAGAGCCCGUAUUAACAAGGCUAACAAGCUAAGCACAACCGAGUUUGGUGCUCCCUUUUUGAAGGCUUUAGAUGGAACUGUUAACGGCCAUGUACUUCAACCGUCACCGUCCUCUGAUUCAUUGAGCACUAUUGAACAAGAAAUUAGUCAUAUCGAAAUGGGUGAGGAAGACCAGCAUUCACACAUUUCUCUUCAGAGAGAUCAGCAAACAGUACGCAUUGGCAAAGUCUCUGAAACUGGCGACCUCAAAGCUAAGCUCGCGUCUGCUAUGGAAGAGCUCGAAAAGAAAACUGAUGAAACGAUCAAUAGCAUAAUAAGGAAAAGGUUACUACAAAAUUCCAAUUACGAACAUGAUACAAGCACUGGACCAGGCUAA
Molecule: messenger RNA, 429 nt
Organism: Saccharomyces eubayanus
Lineage: Eukaryota; Fungi; Ascomycota; Saccharomycetes; Saccharomycetales; Saccharomycetaceae
Gene: NTC20
Product: Ntc20p
Exons: 1
Coding region: 1-429 (142 amino acids)
Source: RefSeq, a predicted model, not a curated record